Molecule: messenger RNA, 4317 nt
Organism: Perkinsus marinus ATCC 50983
Lineage: Eukaryota; Perkinsozoa; Perkinsida; Perkinsidae
Product: dna polymerase alpha catalytic subunit, putative
Exons: 37
Coding region: 1-4317 (1438 amino acids)
Biological process (GO): leading strand elongation; lagging strand elongation; mitotic DNA replication initiation
Cellular component (GO): alpha DNA polymerase:primase complex
Molecular function (GO): DNA replication origin binding; purine nucleotide binding; DNA-directed DNA polymerase activity
Source: RefSeq, a predicted model, not a curated record
AUGCCCUCUAAGAAAGAUGCACUGAAACAGCUACGUGAGCUGCGUGCUGGUGGGGGGAAACGGUCACAGCAGUACGAGGUGAAGGAGAGUGGCAGGAUCGUCGAGGAGGUUGAUGAGGACGAGUACAGGAAGCUGUGUAAGGCCAGACGGAAUGACAACUUUGUGGUGGAUGACCAGGGUGGCGAUGGUGGUGGGUAUAUCGAUGACGGGCAGGAGCUGUGGGAUGAGGAGGAGUAUGACUCGGACUUAGAGAGGCUUAAUGACGAGGAGGAGAUGGGAGGAUCGAAGAAUGCCAGGAAGAUGCUGGAGAGGGCGCGUAGGCAGAGGAAAGCGGAGCAGGAGGCGGCGGCUAGGAGGAUGCAGGAGAGGGAGAAGGGACAGAGGGGGAUCGCACAGUUUUUCAAGGAUGCACCUCGGAACAAGCCAGCGUCACGACCGAAGGAGGGAGAGGAUUCGGCACCGGUCGACACAGCAGCAGUUGAGGACAUGCUCGAGGGUUUUGAGGAUGAGCUCUUGGCAAUGGAGCAAGGGGAAGGCGUUGGGGUUCGUCCGGCCAGGGUGCCCUCGAAUAGGAAGAGGCCUGUUGAGGAGUGCCGGGUAACGGAGGAUAGCAGUGCUGUGAAGGCAGAGGAUGAAGAAGUUGUGGUUGAGAACAACGACUGUAUGGUGGAUGACCUCGUGGGGCCUACUCCGAAGUCUGUCACCAAGAGGCGCCGCACGAGCGUAGAUGAGGGCAGCACGUCGGUCGAGGUGGCAUCAAAUAUGAAAGAGAACGAUGGGCCAGUAACGAGGGCAGUAGCGAAGAAGGAGGAUCCCGCGAGCCCAGGGGCUCCCAAGCCGAAAGUUACGAGGGAAGGUGGAGUGAAGUGCAGCGAUGAUACUCCACAGAAAGUGGUGGAUUUCGGCGACUCCUGGCUAAUCACAGAUGAAGCUGACGAGACUCCAUCGAAGGCUUCGUCCCCUAGUCCGCAGGGAUCAAGUCCUGCGGAGGACCAUGGCCUUGAUGCUGUGAAGGAGGAGGAGGAUGGGUCACUCAUGAUGUACCUCCUCGACGUGUAUGAGGAUGUGUUACCGAACAAGACCCCAGCCCUCUACCUCUUCGGCAAGACCCGACGGCGAGAUGGUAAGGCGUCGUCGGGUAGGGCUGAGUACGAGUCCUGCUGUGUGGUCGUCACCAACAUCAUGCGAAAUUGCUUCUUCCUUCCGAGGGAGCAGUCGGAGGAUGAAGCGGAGUGCAAGGCGGCAUGCUACUCGGUGAUGCAGGAGUUCGAAUCGAUGCGGAAGAAGAGUGGUGGAGUGUUGGCAGCAGUGAAUAGAUACAAGUGCAAGUUCGUAUGGCGUAACUACUGCUUUGACCAAGUCCAUGGCAUACCACAUGGCCGGCUAGGGUUCCUCAAGGUCGUGUAUUCCUCCAACUGCCCUGCACUGCCAUCUGGCCUGGAAGGAAAGUCAUUCUCUCACGUGUUUGGCACCAACACCUCCUUGACCGAGCUCUUCCUUAUCAAGAGGCGUAUCAUGGGCCCAUGCUGGAUUCAGAUAAGCUCAGGGUCUUUCAACCCCUCUACGACACUGAACAAGCUAUCCUGGUGCGCUCGGGAAGUGAUGGUAGAGACAGGGACAAAGGGCAUUUCUGUGGUGGCUGCUGAUUCGACACCCCCGCCGCCGCCUCUAUCGAUAAUGAGUCUGUCCAUUAAGACUAACACGAUGAAGGCAAGCAAGGCGCCAACCGGAAAGGGUCGGUCGACGGCAGCUGCAGCAGCAGCUACGGCCCAGCACGAGGUAGCGGUUGUGGCUUACUACCAUAAUCCUACUCUUGAUGUUGAUGAGGCCAGCGAGGAAUGUCUAAGACGGGGUGGGUGUUCCCUGCGGGAUGUUUGUUACAGUUGGUUCGUAUGUUGGAUUGUUCUCAUGCAGAAUGUUGUGGUGGAGUCGAGUGAACGUGCCUUGUUGAGCCAUCUUGCGGCCAUGGUCACGAGGGCAGAUCCUGAUAUCAUAUUGGGCCAUAACAUAUUUGGUUUCGGGUUGGACAUUCUGGUCCAAAGAAUGCAGCAUCACAAACUCCCGGCAUGGCACAAAUUCAGCCGUCUCAAGAGGGAUGGUAGAGGCAACGCUGGUGGAGGCAGCCUUUGGUUGGGACGGAGUCUCACAGCGGGCCGACUUGUGUGUGAUACGUACUUGAGCGCCAGAGAGUAUAUGAGGUUGACUACGUACGACCUGGGUAGUCUGUCGAUGAAGCUACUGAAGACUGCACGUGCCCCUGUAUCACUGGACUCCCUGGUGAAGUUCUACGAGGACCCUAGGGCGUUGUCAGCCCUAGCUGAGCAUACGCUUACUGAUGCAGUAUUGCAACUACGGGUCGGCUGGGCCCUGCAGGUCCUGUCGUUGACGAGGCAACUGACCAAUCUGGCGGGGAAUCUGUGGAGUCACUCACUGCAGAACAAACGGGCUGAGAGGAAUGAAAUCCUCCUUGUGCACGAGUUCCAUAGGAAGAAGUUCAUCGUCCCUGACAAGGAGAGACCGGGUGAUCGGAAGAGCCACCAAGUUGAUGUCUUUGAUGAAAAUGGGGAUACUAAGGCGGCUACUGCCGGGCCUCGGAGGAAGAAAGCGGCGUAUGCCGGUGGUCUAGUGCUCGAACCGAAAGCGGGCCUCUAUGACAAGUUGGUGCUACUCCUUGAUUUCAACUCCUUGUAUCCAUCCAUUAUUAGAGAAUAUAAUAUCUGUUUCACGACAGUGGAGCGGCUGGAUGCCCACGACUCGGCCCUUGAAGAGAACGCUGGGGCUAUCCCCGAGCUCCCCAAGAGAGCCCCGGGUGAGGGAGACGCUAUAUUGCCGCAAGUGAUCACUCGGUUGGUUGAGAGUAGGAAGGAUGUUAAGAAACUUCUUAAGACAUGUAGCAACCCUAAGACUGGUAAUCAAUUGGAUAUCCGACAGAAGGCAUUGAAGCUUACAGCCAACAGCAUGUACGGCUGUCUUGGAUUCUCCAAUAGUCGCUUUUACGCUAAGCCUAUCGCUGCCCUCAUUACACGAACAGGAAGGGAAACUUUGCAGGCAACAGUGGACAUAGUAGAGAACCAACUACGGCUUGACGUGGUGUAUGGUGAUACGGAUUCUAUUUUCGUUCAUACUGGGACGGAAGCCUUCGACCAGGCCAUGCGUAUCGGCGCGCAGAUCAUGGCUGAGAUCAACAAACGCUAUAAGAAACUCGAGCUUGAUGUUGAUGGUGUUUUCAAGAGGCUUCUGUUGCUGAAGAAAAAGAAGUACGCUGGGGUGAAGGUCAUUGAUUGGGCUCAGGGCAUUGCCGAGAAGGAGUACAAAGGUCUAGACCUUGUGAGGCGAGACUGGUGCCCUCUCUCUAAGAAGAUGGGCGAUGAGGUCCUACGAUGCUUGUUGGGUCUUCGCGCUGAAUCGCCAACCCCUGCAUCGUCUGAUAACGGUUUAGCGGAUGUCGAUCGAUCGGCUCAGGAAGCGGAGCAUGUGGUGGAAUGGCUGCACGAUUAUGUGAAGAGCAUCAGCCUGAAGAUGGAUAACGAUGAAAUACCUCUGGAAGACUAUGUUAUUACCAAAGCCCUGACGAAGAUGCCGGCUGAUUACCCAGAUGCCAAGAGCCAGGCACAUGUGAUGGUGGCGAAAAGUAUGAUGGAGAGCGGCCAUGUGAUUCGGCCCGGCAAUGAGAUACCAUAUGUUAUCACCCGUCCUGUGGAGUCGGCGACGAAGGCAGACGCCGAUGGCGACCCCGACACUAAGCCAGCGGCUCUGGGCAACGAUUCACAAUCUGUCGCUGCGAGGGCUCGCAGUCCUGAUGAGGUUAGGAAGUUGGGGUCAUCUGUUAUACAGAUAGACACACAAUGGUAUAAAUCGCACCAAAUCCAUCCACCUCUAGUGCGGCUGUGCGCUCCAGUGAGCGGCACUGACGCGGCCCACUUGGCGGAGUGCCUUGGCUUGGACCCUAGCAAGUUCGCAUCUAUUGGGAUGAGCAACAAUAAUACGGGGGAUGGCGAUGAUAUCGAGACGGUGAUGGCCUCAUUGUCACAGAACAUAGACACCGAUACGAAGUAUUCUGAUGCGAGAAAGUUCCUUGCGGGAACUGCACGACAGUAUAAAUGCCAUAAGUGCAAGACAGUCUGCCAUAUUGCGGACGCUAUCAAACAGAAGGAGUGCGUGAAGUGCUCGGCGGAGAUAUCGUCGGCGCUGAUUCGCAACCUGUUGACACUGAUACUACGAAAGGUCACGAGAGAGGCCGGGCUAGGCUGGGUCCGCUGCGACGAUGAGGGCUGUGGAAGAGUAACCCGUCAGUUGCCGCUUGGUACGCCUCAUUGA